AUGCGAAGAAAAGUAGAUCAGUGUCCUGCCGAUAUCAUUCUAGCACCAUCAGGGUGCCCCUUGACUGACCUCGAGUAUGCUGACGAUGUCGUUAUAUUCGCGGAAAGCAGUACGAAACUUCAACAUGUUGUCAACCUCGUAUCGAAGCUGGCUGCAGCCUAUGGACCACGACUACGCCCUGAUAAAUUCAAGCAGAUGUGGAUCUCUUUGAGACCUCGAAAUGGAAUCAGGGUGGACGGACAAACGAUAAAACUCGUCGAUGAGUUCUGUUACUUGGGCUGUACGCUGAAGAACAACGGCAGCUACGAGAAAGAUAUUCAGCAGGGAUGCUCUGAGGCCGCUUCCGCAUUCAACUCCUUAACAAAAUGCCUGGGGCCGACUACCAUCACCAACUAA
Necator americanus (New World hookworm) is the source of this 396-nucleotide messenger RNA. RefSeq lists its product as uncharacterized. The record is from RefSeq and is a predicted model, not a curated record. The transcript has a single exon. Lineage: Eukaryota; Metazoa; Nematoda; Chromadorea; Rhabditida; Ancylostomatidae. Bases 1 to 396 code for a protein of 131 amino acids.